UGCGUUACAAUGAAAUUUGCAGUUUUUUGUAUUGUACUUGUUUGUGUGACUGCGGGUUGGUCUGUGCCGCCUGACGAACCCAAAGACGUGCCCCCCCUGCCUGUUCUUCCGCCGUGCAAACUCAAAAAUCCACCAUGGAAAAAUCCAGAACUUUGUAGAGAAAAGAAAAAGUCUAAAUGUUUUCCGAGAACUUGCCUCUUUACAAUAAAGAAGGGAUACAUUUACAUAAAUCGAAAAAAGAUGGAGGUUAAAGUUACGAAACCGAAAAAGAUAAAAGUUGUUGAGUGUCGGAACUAUCUGGAUAAAUGCAGCAACGAGAUUUCCUUCCCAUGUAGAUGCAAAUAUAUGGGGAAAAGAAUCUUUGAAGACUUGUAUAUCGCAAAGAAAAUUAAAGGAAAAUGGAAAUCUGUUAAAACUUGGGUUCAAGUCAAUAUUCCUGGUGGAUGCAGAUGUGCCGAAGCGAACAGAAUUAUAAUAUAGCGUCAUAGAUGGAGCACCGGACGCACGCAGAGAAAAUGUCAAAAUGAUACGCUUAAAAUAAAAUUAUCUCUGCA
Molecule: messenger RNA, 554 nt
Organism: Styela clava
Lineage: Eukaryota; Metazoa; Chordata; Ascidiacea; Stolidobranchia; Styelidae
Source: RefSeq, a predicted model, not a curated record